AUGACAAACGCACUCCAAGCCAAAAGCAAGUUCGGCUUCGUAGAUGGGUCUGUCAAACGCCCAACAUCUGGUUUGUCGGAAGAACCCGCGUGGAUCAAAUGUAAUUCCAUGGUUAUUUCACGGAUUUUUAAUUCACUCUACCCUUCCCUUCAUGAUAGCGUGGCAUAUUUCGUGACGGCACAAGAGAUGUGGAAUGAUCUUGAAGAGCGAUUUUCACAAGGUAACGCUCCUCGUAUUCACCAGUUGAAGACCGAGAUGAUGAACACUUUACAGCAAGGAAUGACCGUUUCGGUAUAUUACACAAAAUUGAAGGCGAUUUGGGAUGAACUUAGCACAUAUUCUCAGAUCCUACCGUGUACAUGUGGCUCUGCGAAGGCACUAACCGUUGAAAGGGAAAAAGAAUGUACAUGUGGCUCUGUGAAGGCACUAACCGUUGAAAGGGAAAAAGAAAAGGUACAUCAGUUUUUAAUGGGAUUAAAUGAGAAAUACAAUACCGUGCGGUCACAGAUUCUGAACACCGAUCCUUUGCCUUCAUUGUCUCGCACUUAUGCACUUGUAACACAAGAAGAGCGUCAACAAUAUGUCACAACAUCCAGGUUACCUGCUGUCGAGGCAGUAGCUUUCAGCACCAGCAAUACCAACAGGAAUCAUGCCAGCCGCAGGUCCUCAAACAACUGUGACCUAUCCAAGCAAUUCUGUGAGUAUUGCAAAAAGACCAGACAUACAAAGGACAAUUGCUUUGAGUUGCAUGGUUACCUAGAAUGGUGGGACAAAGAGAAGAGUUCAUCCAAAAUCAAAACUGCCAACAGCUCACACCGUGUGAAAAUUGAUGGAGAUAGCAAUACUGUACCAAUUAGUGGGCUGACCAAUGAGUAG
Messenger RNA from Olea europaea var. sylvestris, 876 nucleotides. RefSeq lists its product as uncharacterized. The transcript has a single exon. Bases 1 to 876 code for a protein of 291 amino acids. The record is from RefSeq and is a predicted model, not a curated record. NCBI's taxonomy places the organism in Eukaryota, Viridiplantae, Streptophyta, Magnoliopsida, Lamiales, Oleaceae.